Messenger RNA from Sungouiella intermedia, 3627 nucleotides. The record is from the annotation of a GenBank genome assembly. Lineage: Eukaryota; Fungi; Ascomycota; Pichiomycetes; Serinales; Metschnikowiaceae.
AUGUCUUCAGGAUCCCGAGGUCCCCCAUUGGACCGAUAUGGGAGCGACAACGACUACAAGCGCCGAAAGAACUUCUAUGCGUCUUCUACGCGACGUGACUUCAAGAGCACAUCGGGCCUGGCUUCAUCGCCGGCUGGCCCAGGUCUGUCACUGCUAUCACAAUCUAAACCGCCAGCAAGAGCUGAAAAGCCAGGCGCUGGUGAAUACUCCAGCAGACCCCGUUUCCGUGAUUCAGUAUCCACAGGUUCUGCGCCAUCUUCGGGCAGCAGAAGCAAUUCUUACCUGAAAGAUUCCAGAUAUGGCUACGGGAACAAGCUGUAUUCCUCGUACCAAUCGGGGUACUACCACGAACGAAAUGCUGAAAGAGGUGGCGAGCGUAACUCCACAGGCGCAUACGGCUCUUUCAACGGUACAAAACGGGACUCAGAUUUCCAAGGUUAUGCUUCCAAUGCCAGAGAUUCCACCUCUCGAGAUUUAGUGAAUGGCGCGCCACGCGAGAAUGGCCUGUUUUCUAGGGACACAUGGAGGGGCGAAAGGUCCAAACCCAGCUCCAACAGUACUUCAAAGCCGUUCUUUUCUGGCCGGUUCAAUCCAAACAAUAUUCCUGUCAAUUCCAGAAGCGGCCUGAAUGGGUUAGUUUCAUCAGUCUCGGGAGACCACAAGAAAGAGCGUUAUGAUUCUUAUAAUGAUGGUUCAUACGGAAGUCGCUGGAAGAACUCGUAUUCGCAAAGAUCCGAGAAAGGCAGCCGAUCAUCUCGUCCUCCACAAUCAGGUAGUCGCCAGCAUUCUGCCAAGGAACGGAUCCGUAGCUCUGGCCUCACUAACAGCUUGGGCACACCGAAAAGAGGCGAAUCAUACUACCCAUCUAAAAAGUAUUCCGGUCUGUCCAAUCGUUACACCGAUAGAUACUCAGGAAAGGAUUACGAGUAUUCCACGGAACGGAAUGAACAAUACAGCGAUAGCAGAACAGAUAGAUCCAUGUCUCCCAGUACCGAAGGCUACAGAUACCCUGAAGAUAUUCGAGGUGACCAAGAUGAUAGCCUAGAUGUUUCUAUGGAUAAUUAUGAUGAAGAAGUGGAUGAAGAUCGCCAUAGACACGAACACGAUGACGAUGGAAAUGAUGAUAUGGAUGACGAAGUAGAUGAUGAUGAAUUGGAAGACGACGAUGAAGAUGACGAAGAUGAUGAAGAAGGUCACGAAGACGAAAAAGUAGAUGAAUACGAUGAGGAAGGCAAUGAGGAUGACGAAGAAGUCGACGUCUACGACAGGAACAUCUUGAAUGCAGAAAAUGAUAAGUUGCACUCGGCAGAGCCUGUCAAACCACAUCUUAUUCGUGCGCACGAUACCCAACCUUCAGAUGCCGUAACCAAUGUCGCAACAACUGUUCCAAUUGACUUAAAUGGCCCCGUGGACUAUCCUGAAGGCUGCAACUUUCCUCUUGGAGAAAUUGAGACCCAAUUCCUUGAAAUCAACAAAGAAUUUAAGGGGGCGUCUUUAAAAGGCGAAGAGGAUAGCUUCAUGAGGUUCUCUUUGUCGAAGCCUGUUGCAGACCUCUCCGUAUAUCCGUUUUACAAGAGGAAUCUCGUGCACUUCUCUAAUAGCUUCCCGCAAUAUCUAAGCACCGUUCGCGGUAACAAAGAAGCAUUAAAGAAGAAGAGACUCUCUCUUUGGGUUGAAUAUGAGACUCUAAGAAAGGAAAACAAUACGAAGAGAGGGUUUCUUGAAGAGCAAUUGAAGGUAUUACAUCCACCAGACGAUGACAUGAGGCGUGAACUUGAAUCCAUCGAUAUCAGGGUUAAGACAACAGAACCAACUAAUGAAGUCUCUUAUGCUCAUGCUGACUCUCCGCCACAAUCGGGCCGUCGUGGAAGAAGACAUGGAGAUUUGGUUACAACCGAGGCCGAGUUUCAGGAAAUUCUUAAAAGUCUCGAGAAUGAGCAAAAUGAAGAUCCUAUGAAACGUGCUGAAAGAGUUGCGGCUACAAUUCCUGAUUUAAUUCUUGAUCCGGUGUUAAGGGAUGGUUUCAAGUACAUGGAUUCCAACAAUAUUGUUCACGACAAGCAAGCUUGGACAACCAGAGUGAAGACGGAUUUCAUGGACAACUUCACCGAAAGAGAACAUGAAAUGUUUUGUGAGGCUUUCUGCAGAUUUCCUAAGCGCUUCGGGCAGAUUUCGAGAUUCAUGGGAGGCAUUCGCCAUGCUGAGGAAUGCGUGGUUCACUAUUAUAUGACAAAGAAGGCUGUCAACUACAAGUUUUUGGUGUCACAGUUCAAGAAGAAGAAUACCAAGAAAGCGACACGUCGGAAAUCGAAGCCUAAAGCGGCAGUUCAGGAGACCUCCACUGAUACUGCCCCAUCAUCAACUGUUGAGAACUCUCAAAGUUUGCAAUCUCCACCUAAAGAGGCUGAAGAACCUCAGAAUUCACACGUUGACAUCGAUAAUAAGAAAAAGAGAAGAACCGAGCAGGGGGCGGAGGAAAGCGACGAUGUCGUCAAGACAGAAAAUAUGGAGUCUCAACCUAGAAAGAAAAGUAAAUCAAAGGGAGACGAAGAAAGCGUACCAUUUCCUGUGCAGCCGACUGAGAGAAACCCAGUUGCCGAAAUGACUCCCAUGACUGGAAUGUCAGCGGUUGAUUUCAUUCCUCAACCAGAUAUCAUGAACCCCACUACUUCUGUACAUCCAGAUGUUUCCAAUGCUGAUCAGCAAAGUGAAUUAGUCAUUGUGCAAGGUCACCCAGAAGAGAAGAAGAAGCAUAUCUCAAGUUACUGGAGCAUUACCGAAGUCAACGAGUUUCCACAACUACUAAAGGUCUAUGGAUCAAGGUGGUCUUGCAUUGCUGAGAAACUUGCAACCAAAACGGCUACCAUGGUACGAAAUUAUUACCAAAGAAACGGGAACAAACAUGGGUGGGAGGAUAUCGUUCAAAGUGCAGAUCACAGACUAGCACAGGAUUCCAACACUGAAGAUAGCAAGUUUUCCAAUGUCGACACUACCAUAGUCGUGAAACCUCAGAAAACAUCACACAUUGACAUCCCUAAGACGGAGAUUCAUGUUUACGAUGCGGUGGAUGAGCAGGGAAGACGUCAAGAGGCAAAUCAGCCACCAGCAGUACAUGCGCUACCUUUAGCACAGAUCCAACAGCCAGCGGUCCCCAUGGGUACAUUCCAACAUUCUGCACCUUUUUAUCCAACACGGCUUCCCGGCCUUUCCAACAAUUCUUCAGAGAUCAAGAGACUGAAUGUUAAUGAACUUCUUUCCAACACUCCAAACAAGCCAGAACCUCCAGUGAACCAUGGUGCCAUUAGAAGUCCGAUAUUGGCUCCCAUCGCACCAGCACCACCACCAGCACCUGUACAUAUCUCGGAAGCGCCUAGGCAGGAUGUACCAAGACAGGAAAUACCAACUGAGGAGCCUCGAAAGGAAGCACCACGAGAAACAGCUAAAUCGUCCAUAAUGAAUUUGCUCAACAGUGAAGUCAGUGCUGAGGCACCAGUGCAUCAGCUUCCACCGUCCAAACCUAGCAAUUUGGCCGCACUAUUGAAUGCCCAGACAGCACCACCCAUCUUGCUGCCCCCAACACAAGGAAAUGAACGGAGAGGCAGCAUCAAAUCUUUACUCGCCGACUAG